UUCACAUCACAUCUGUAAUCUACUUGUUCCCCUUUGCACAGACGUCAAUAGGAAAAGUAAUCAAGCUCUAAUCGGUUAUCUGAGGCGCUUGUUGGUGGAAAGCUCUAUCAUCAUGUUCCGCAACCAGUAUGACAAUGAUGUCACCGUUUGGAGUCCACAGGGGCGUAUUCAUCAGAUUGAAUAUGCUAUGGAAGCAGUGAAACAAGGAUCUGCCACAGUGGGUCUGAAAUCUCGCAGUCAUGCUGUACUUGUGGCUCUGAAGCGAGCUCAGUCCGAGUUGGCUGCCCAUCAGAAGAAAAUUCUACACGUCGACAGCCAUGUUGGCAUCUCCAUUGCUGGCCUCACUGCUGAUGCAAGGCUACUCUGCAACUUUAUGCGUCAGGAGUGCCUGGACUCCAGGUUCGUGUUUGAUCGGCCUCUCCCUGUGUCCCGCUUGGUCACACUAAUUGGAAGCAAAACCCAGAUCCCUACACAGAGAUAUGGAAGAAGGCCUUAUGGUGUGGGAUUACUCAUCGCGGGAUAUGAUGAUAUGGGGCCACACAUUUUCCAGACCUGCCCCUCUGCCAACUACUUUGAUUGCAAGGCCAUGUCCAUAGGGGCCCGCUCCCAGUCUGCACGUACCUACCUGGAAAGACAUAUGGACACUUUUCUCGACUGUGAACUGAAUGACCUGGUUCAACAUGGCCUCCGGGGACUGAGAGAAACUCUACCUGCAGAACAAGAUCUUACCACAAAGAAUGUGUCCGUUGGGAUUGUUGGCAAGGACAUGGAGUUCACCAUCUACGAUGAUGGCGAUGUGGCAUCAUUCCUUGAAGGCCUUGAGGAGAGGCCACAGAGAAGGGUUGCCCAGCCAGAUGAUGAGCCGGCAGCAGAGAAGCCAGAAGAGCCCAUGGAGCUCUGAGAUUGAAGUGUGUCCCAGACAGUGUGAAGAUGACAACGCUCUUAUCCCUGAUUCAUUCAGUCAAUAUUCCACCCACACUCACUUGUAACUGUAUCAACAUGGAGAACAAUUACCAUUAUACUUGUGUAUGUUCAAGUCGACUAUCUAUGCUUUUUGUGAACGGUUCAAUGUUUGCAUACAUUUUUUGUCAUUAAAGACAAACCUUUUCUGAAA
Oncorhynchus gorbuscha (pink salmon) is the source of this 1114-nucleotide messenger RNA. RefSeq names its product proteasome subunit alpha type-1-like. Gene Ontology annotation, biological process: ubiquitin-dependent protein catabolic process. Gene Ontology annotation, cellular component: nucleus; proteasome core complex; proteasome core complex, alpha-subunit complex. The coding region runs from base 113 to 901 and encodes 262 amino acids. The record is from RefSeq and is a predicted model, not a curated record. NCBI's taxonomy places the organism in Eukaryota, Metazoa, Chordata, Actinopteri, Salmoniformes, Salmonidae. The transcript is spliced from 10 exons.